Messenger RNA from Ectocarpus sp. CCAP 1310/34, 1160 nucleotides. The record is from the annotation of a GenBank genome assembly. Lineage: Eukaryota; Phaeophyceae; Ectocarpales; Ectocarpaceae.
AUGAAAAUAGUCUGCAGACAAUGCCGAGCAACCGCUUACGAGUACUACUGGUAUCUCGUAUGCAAAUAUAAGAAAGGAGACAAGACUGACCCAGGAAACUACAGGGGGAUCACACUGUUAAACACAGUAGGAAAAGUGUUCUGUAAGCUGCUGAACGAUAGGAUAGUGGGAGUAUUGGAGAAGGAACAUAGCAUUAGUGAGGGCCAGGCAGGUUUCCGCAAGAAGAGGGGGAGCGUAGACCACGUAUUCACGGUAGGGAGAAUCAUCCAAGGUAGUAAAAGGGCGGGAAAGCCGACGUACUGCUUCUUCCUGGACGUGAAAAAGGCAUACGACACCGUAUGGAGAAAUGGGUUGCGGAAACAACUGUCCAAGUACGGGAUCAAGGGGAAAAUGUGGAGAGUGCUGAAGAAGAUGACAGAGUGCACGAAAAGCGCGGUCAUGCUAGACGGAGAACUGUCAAAAUUCGUCGACAUUGAGCAGGGGGUCCCACAAGGUUGCACGCUGUCCCCAGCAUUGUUCCAGGUGUUCAUCAACGAUCUGUUGGAAGUCGUAGAGGCAGUCCGGAAGGGAGUAACAGUAGGGGACACGGAAACGUCGGUUUCGGGAAUGCUGUUUGCGGAUGAUUUUGUAGGUAUGUCGGACACCCCUGAGGGAAUGCAACUGCAAAUUGACGCGGCGAAGUUUACUGAUAGGUGGAGAUUAUCUGCCAACGUUAGGAAGAGUGCCGUCAUGGUAUGCAACGAGAACAAGGAGGAACCAGUAGAACAUAGAUGGAAGUGGGGGAUCGAGGGGAUUGCAGUAGUGGACCAGUACACAUACCUCGGAGUAGAGAUCGCAAAAGACUGCUCGUGGAAUGCACACAUGUCCAAGGUAGCGGAAAAGGGCAAAGCACGAGCAGGGAAGCUGCACCCAAUACUCGCAAACCGGCACCUCGAUACACGCAUCAAAUUGACGGUUUUGAAGAGCGUAAUCGUACCGCCGCUAGAGUACGCCGGAGAAGUAUGGGAAGGAAAUAAGAAGGUAGUGAAAGAACUCGAGGCGGCGCAGAUGAAAGCAGCGAAAACCAUCCUAGGAUGCUCCAGGCGCACAAGUAAUGCAGCCGUGAGGGCAGAAUUGGGGAUCCAAUCCCUACGGUCGGGAAGAGACGCGAGGAAGCUGAC